This is a messenger RNA of Mesocricetus auratus (golden hamster), 2446 nucleotides long. Its product is annotated as translation initiation factor IF-2-like. The transcript has 3 exons. The record is from RefSeq and is a predicted model, not a curated record. Gene Ontology annotation, cellular component: EKC/KEOPS complex. Bases 119 to 970 code for a protein of 283 amino acids. NCBI's taxonomy places the organism in Eukaryota, Metazoa, Chordata, Mammalia, Rodentia, Cricetidae.
UAAACCCCCGCUGCACUUGGCACAAGGACUUCCUUUUGUUCUCCGAGUGUGAGCAGUAAGGUUGUGUUAGUGGCGGGGGGAGGGGGGUUGGGUUGCUGAGAGGAAAGUCAGAGUAGUCAUGCAGGACCCUGAUGAGGGCCUAGAUGGGAGAGCAGUGACUGAAGGAGGUGACAAGAAUGGGCAGCAGAGUCCUCAAGCUCCCGAAACCCAGGCUAGCUCUCCAAGUUCGGCAACCGAAGGUGACCGUGGCAACUUCCCUCAGAGUGGCCCACAAGAUUCCAGUAGCCCGGCUGCCCCUGGUAGCCCGGCUGCCCCUGGUAGCCCGGCUGCCCCUGGUAGCCCGGCUGCCCCUGGUAGCCCGGCUGCCCCUGGUAGCCCGGCUGCCCCUGGUAGCCCGGCUGCCCCUGGUAGCCCGGCUGCCCCUGGUAGCCCGGCUGCCCCUGGUAGCCCGGCUGCCCCUGGUAGCCCGGCUGCCCCUGGUAGCCCGGCUGCCCCUGGUAGCCCGGCUGCCCCUGGUAGCCCGGCUGCCCCUGGUAGCCCGGCUGCCCCUGGUAGCCCGGCUGCUCCAGGCAGUCCUGUAGGGUCCGGUGCAGCCGCUGAAGAGGCAGCUGUGGUUCCCCACAGCGAGCAGCCACCACUUGUCCCUGGACCCAGCGGAGAUACGGCAUCAACAACUGGAAAUCGACUCCUGGAGUUCUCUGUAACAGUGCCUUUCAGGUCUGCAGUGGAGGCAGACAUGGCCCGCAGGUCCCUGGUCUCCAAUGCCCGUCGCCAGCAAGUGAUGGUUCAGCAGGAGUUCACUGUGAAUGACAGUAUCCUGUCUGUUAGGUGGACUACUGAAGACCCUGUGCUCUUCCGCAUUUCCAUCAACACUUUUCUUGACCAGCUGUCCCUGGUGAUGAGAAACAUCCAGCGCCUGGAGUUUGUGGCUGUUGUCAAACGAGGCCGAGGAAGAAGUCGUGAAUCCUAACAUGUUACUGGAUACAAGAAAAGUCAGAGGCGUUUUCAUGUUUUGAACAAUUGCUAUUUUGCCCUUAAAAUUUCAGUGUUUCAAUACUCUGUGUCAUGUAUUAGUCUCAUGGUUGGAUUGUUUCCCAGUGGCUGAAGGAAUGAGCGUUUACAUGUUACAGACAAAAUAAAAAUUAGCAAAUAUUUUUUCAUCUGACUUUACUUUUGACUAUGGCAAAAACUGCCAGGUUUUCUCAUCUGUGUGCUUCUGUGGAGAAGUUCUGUAAUUUAAAUGUCUGAGUAGUCCAAAGUAAUUUAAGACAAUUUAGGAAAUGGAAGGAAAAUGAAAUUACUUGCGUAUAGUCGUACAACAAAAAUUAUUGACAAUGUUUUUGAAGUGCAGGUGUUUGUAUAUGUACAUGUUGAUAUUGUGAGGGUCACCUGUGUGCACAUGCAUGUGUCUGUGUAUGUACACAUAUGAAUGUUCUGUAUAUGGAGCCCGGGUGCCGACCAGGGAUGCCUAUUCUUGGGGGCCUGGAUACCUUGUGGUUUUCUUUUCUUUUCUUUCUUUCAAUAUGGCCUCACAGUGAUUAAGAAAUUCCAAUUUGGCUAGACCGACUGGGCAGUAGGCUAUGGGGAUCUGCCUGUCUUCAUAUGCCUAGAACUGGCAUGACAAUGUAUUGCCUCCCCCUCCAGAUUUUAUGUCAGUACUUGAACUGAAUACACAUCUUCAUACUUAAGCAGCAAGAACUUGACCAAACUUAAUCAUCUCCCUAGAUCCAGCACAUUUUUGAAGUAAGAAAAUUUGGAACUCCUGUUGUAGCUCAAUCCUUGGGUGCUUGCAUAGCAUGCUAGAAGUCCUGGGUCACAAGUAAUAUGAAAAAUAAGAGUAUAUUUUAGCAAUAUACUUUUCUUUAUAUAUUAUAUGCAUGAAUGCAGCUAUAAUAUACUAUAUCUUUUACAAGGUAUAUUUCUUUUAAAUACCAUCUUUUCCAUUUUCUAAAACUGCAUUUAAAUAACACGUAGUACUUUAGUGCUUUCCAAGGUAAUUUCCCCAUAAUAACGAAAUCUAUGCAUGAAUACUUCUUUUCCUGUACUACAUUUUAAGAGGGACACUUAUUAAGUUAAUUAUCCAUUUAUUUUUUAAACUCCUGUAUCUGUAGUAUACAGAUGUUCUCCUAAAUGUACCUUCCCACAAAAUAAUAGUUGCAUAUGCUCAUCACCGCUAGAGUGUCCACCUGCCAAAAUUUACAAUGGGCAUCACGUGAGAUCCUAAGAACAUAGAAACAGCAGAGUGGGAUAUGUGUGGCUCCUGGACUUCCUUUCCGAUUAGUGUAGAGCGGCACUGAGGUAAUUGAUUGUGCUUGUGAAGUAGUGCCUAGCUGUGUACAAACAGCUUGCAUGCAAGAAUCUUGCUAAACUCACUCAUUAAUUCUUGUGACUGUUUUGUAGGCCCCAUCAGAUAUGUAUGUGGGAAUGUCAAUAAAGACAGUUUCAU